This is a messenger RNA of Mytilus trossulus (common blue mussel), 1792 nucleotides long. RefSeq lists its product as uncharacterized. The record is from RefSeq and is a predicted model, not a curated record. The coding region runs from base 101 to 1792 and encodes 563 amino acids. NCBI's taxonomy places the organism in Eukaryota, Metazoa, Mollusca, Bivalvia, Mytilida, Mytilidae. The transcript is spliced from 2 exons. Gene Ontology annotation, molecular function: zinc ion binding; protein binding.
GUCACAAGAUACAUUUACCUGGUGUUUACCUUCCUGCUAAAAGUUCACAUUUUACAGUCGUUUUACUCCUUUAAAGUAAUAACUUGUAUUAUUGUUGGUCAUGGCAUCAUCGACAACUAUGUGUGGUGUAUGUGAUCUUCGUGGUAUAACAAAACCAUCCACAAUCUGGUGUUUUGAAUGUGACGAAGGGCUUUGUUCAGAAUGCAAGGAACACCACAGUCUGUCAAAGGGAACACGCAAACAUUGCACCGUGCCAAUAAGUGAGUACCAGAAAAUACCACGUGAUAUUGUCAAAAUCACUGACACCUGUGGUAACCAUAAUGAGAAGUACACAUUUUAUUGCAAAAAACAUGCGUGUCUCAGCUGUGGUAGUUGCAUUGUAGAAAAUCAUAUGGAAUGUCGGGACUUUGACAAAUUGACCGACGUAAUUCAAAACACUAAACAUUCGAAUGCAUUUUACGAAUUAGAACAAUCAUUAGUAGAACUUUCCGACAAUAUUCAAAUAAUCCGAAAUGAUAGAGAACACAAUUUGAAGAGGUUAUCUGAAAAGAAAAUGAAAAUUGAGGAAGAAGUCAAACAAACCAGGAUUACAAUUAACGACCAUUUAGACAAAAUACAGGACGACAUUAUAAAAAAGUUAAAUGAAACCGAAGUAAAUGAAAGUAAGAUAAUAAGCGAACUCCUGAUUUCAUUAAAGGAAAAUGACAGUGAUAUAACUGAAAUCCGAACAAAAAUUGAAAAUAUCAAGCAACAUGCUACAGAUCUUCAAGCAUUUAUUGCUAUGAAGGAGCUCGAAAAACGAAUUUCUAGCAAAGACCAAUUCCUGCAGUCGAUGAUUAACAGCGGAAACUUUAAAGAUAGCGAUCUUACGUACAAUCCCAAUUCCGCUAUUCAAGAUUUAGUUAAUCGUAUCAAGAUAUUUGGAUAUGUAAAGAUUGAGGAAAAAGCAUGCGAUUUAGUCCUCAAGAGGAGGAAAGACAAACAAGCCCAAAUAAUGCUACCGCACAUAUUAUCCAGAUCAGUUGACACUAUCAAUUUGAAACUGCUUCGAACUAUAAAUGAAAUAGGAGAGUACGUAAGGGGCUGUUGCAUGUUACCAGAUGGUAAAAUGGCGUUUUCGCAUUACUCUAGGAGAUUUGUUACAGUAUUCAACUUGAACAGCAACAAAGACUUUGAAGUCACUACACCUACAUUUGCAUUCGACGUGGCAUACAUCAGUCACGACAACACACUUGCUGUAACAUCAGGAGAGUCAGAUACGAAAUGUAUCACAAUCAUCGACAUAAAAAGCAAACAAAUCAAAAAAACAAUACCAGUUGAUUCUGGGUACUACGGCAUAUCAGUGACCGAUGGCAAUUUAAUUUGUUCUGUAGCAGGAAAAGGAAUUCAACUGAUCAACCCAAACAACAACUCAAUAACUGAUAUAGUCCGCCAUGAAAACAUACCAAAAUUUUGUUACGUGGCAACAUUUGGUGACAAAAUUUACCAUACAAACCACCAAUCGAAAUCUGUAACAUGUUAUGAUCUACAAGGUACAGCAAAAUGGACAUUUCAGAAUGAAAAGGUCCUCAGUGGUGCAAAUGGUAUAUCAGUCGACAAUGAUGGUAACGCGUAUGUAGUAGGAAGGUCAAAUUAUGUAGUAGUUAUAUCUCCUGAUGGACAACAAUACAAAAAGAUAACUACAGCCAGUUAUGGUCUUUCCAAUUCUUAUUCUCUUGAUUAUAACAGAAAUACAAAUCAGUUACUGGUUUCGAAUUUUUCUUAUAAGGCUUGUACUUUUACUUUGAUUUGA